CUUGCAAACAACGCUGAACCGAGGACAAGAAAGAGGACUUUCAGAAACACAUCUAUAACUGAACAUCGCAUAUUUUUUGCACAACUUCUCCUUGUGUUUAUCCGCUGUUACUCCAGAAGUUUCGCUAAUCGCUGACAAAAUGAGCAACCACGUUGACGUGAAAAACAUUGAGCCGACCACUUUUGAGGACCGCUACUACGAUGAAUAUGAAUAUUAUAACUUAACAGACCGUUAUACUGAGUGCGCUAGUCGCAAGGGCCGGACGAAGAAGGAGGCGAGCUGUAACACGAACAAACACAACCCUGCGGGACACGAGCGCAAAAUAGUGGAGAAGCUCCAGAAUGCUGAGAAGAAGUCCAAAGAGUGACACAGAGGAGAUUGAAUCGGACGGCUAUCAUGGCAACCGACCACAGGUGACUCUGCGGGAAACGGGCGCUGAGCUGCAGCGGGAUCCGCCUCAGGGCGAGAAGACUGACUCGUGAAGCGCAGUUUUGUCAGACACACCGCUCUUGUGUCAACCCGAUCUCAUGAAAGUGCGUAUAAAUAGUACGCCAAAUAAAAACGAA
This is a messenger RNA of Sinocyclocheilus anshuiensis, 566 nucleotides long. Its product is annotated as nuclear protein 1-like. Lineage: Eukaryota; Metazoa; Chordata; Actinopteri; Cypriniformes; Cyprinidae. The transcript is spliced from 3 exons. The record is from RefSeq and is a predicted model, not a curated record. Bases 140 to 367 code for a protein of 75 amino acids. Gene Ontology annotation, biological process: negative regulation of cell cycle; negative regulation of cell population proliferation; regulation of transcription by RNA polymerase II. Gene Ontology annotation, cellular component: nucleus.